CAACCACAGCGUUUCCGUCUCUGGAGACUUGAUAAAAAUUGAACAACAAGUCGGCUUGCGGUAAAAAAAAAACGUCAUCAACUCCUACGCACAUGUAUCGCCCAUAAAACUAUAGAAACAUAUCAACCAGAGUUGGUAUCUGAAAAACACUUGUCGUUAAUAAGCUUAACAGUAAAAACUAGAAAUAUGGGUCUGGCGUCGUCUGGGAAUUCGAUUAAUAAAGAUAUCUUUUGAUGUCUCUAUGACGGGAAAAAGUAAGGGAAAAGCAUCGUGACUUACAAUUAAUAUAUUAUAUUUAUUUAUUUUUUAUAUUUAUAUAUUAAUAUGUCCAAUGACCUUCAGUCCUUCGCCUACGCCCACGGAAAUAAGGGUUUAAAAUCAUUAACUAAUCAGAAAUGUUCUGGAUCGGAGCAAUAGUAUAGGCCUAUAGCUUCAUUUAGUUAGUAGAUUUUCAGCCAUCAUAAAGAUAUAACGUCCAACUAAUUCAGUAUACAAAGAACGGUCGAUAUAGGUAGCCGAUGUGAAAAGUGUAUUAAAAAGCCGCUUUUUACGAUAAGCCAUAUAAAUGUGAAAACUUUUACACCGCUUUUACAUGAUGAAAUUGUCGAACCUAAGCUAAAAUAUAUUGUACCUUUCAAGGCUUGAUGACUUAACCAAACAGCGACAUAGAAUUUAUUAAAAAAAAAAAUAAAAUAAAAAAACAAGCUUGCGUCAGCGGUAGCUUUGUUCAUUCUGGAGUCAAAGUUUAACGUUCUGCGACAAGUACGGUUGUGAACUUUUUCUGUUCUGUCUGUAGCAGCGCUAAUUUAACUGAAAGUAAGCAAGAAAACCAAGUUUACAUUAUUGGAGAAAGGCCGGAUGAUGAAUUCGAUUAAGAGAUAUAUUCAGUACUCGAAGUUGGGUCAGUGUUUGGUUUUUUCGAAAGGGAUCUUGAUUGGUUUUGUAUUAGGACUUUUGGCUGUCCAUCUUUUGGCGCCAUCUUUUGAAUAUACGUCUUUACAUAUUAAUGAGUUAAGUCAACAGCCAACAGUUUUUCAGAUUGCUGAUCAACCAGUCACUUUAGAAACAAAACGUGACCGUAUCCGUAUUCUCUGCUGGGUUACCACUUCACCUAAAACACAUUCGAGAGCUCAGUUAAUCAAGGAUACUUGGGGAAGACGAUGUGACAAAUUACUCUUCAUGAGUUCCAUUCAAGACGAUACGCUACCGGAUGCAAUUAUCCUGCCGACAGUGAAUGAUACAUACGAAAAUCUAUGGGGAAAGACGCAAGAGGCUCUUAAAUAUCUUUAUCUCCACCACGUAGAUGACGCCGAGUGGUUCUACAAAGCAGACGAUGACACUUACGCUGUACUAGAAAAUAUGCACUAUUUACUUUCGGGAUUUGACGCUUCAACAGCUCUCUAUCUGGGGUUCAAAUACAAGAACCCGGGUGUGCGACAAGGAUUCAUGUCGGGUGGUUCAGGCUACGUUUUAACCAAAGAAGCCAUCCGGCGAUUCGUAGAAAUUGGUCUUCCGAAAUUAAAUUCACCACAGAUUACCCACAACGUGUGUGUUUCUGGCCCUAAAGGGCUCGAAGAUCUAAAUUUGGGGAGCUGCUUAGCGAAAUUAAACGUGACCGCAGGCGACUCUCGUGACAAAAGCGAAAUGGAGCGAUUCUUACCAAUGAGUCUCGAAAAUAUGAUGUGCGGUAACUUAAAUUGCCCGGAAAAUGAUUUUCUUCAACAGUGGGCGUUCUAUCCUCUCAAGAUGGGUAUAGAAUGUUGUUCUCCUUACGCUGUCUCUUUCCACUAUGUUAGGGAUCAUGAGCUCAAGAUCUACGAAUACCUUAUCUAUGGCUUGAGGAUGUAUGAGCGAAGAAAAACUAAUUUUGAGGAAGGAUCUAUUGCGUUCUUCGACUAGCUUCCGAGAAUACUCUUAAAAGAAUUAACGGGACAUAGCUCCAACACAUAAAUCAUCGUUUCAAUUUAAACGAGAAUUAAAGGAAUAUAAUCUUCAAAGAUUGUCUGUUUGCCUCAUCGUAUAUUCGUAUGUUCCUAAAAGUAUUACGUGUAUACUUGAGAACGAAUACAUUUUUCAUUAGUAAAUCAGAAAAUUCAGAGGAAGAAGUAUAGGCAUACAUUUUCUAGUGAUGUUACGUUAUAGGAUUUCGACUACGUUUACGUUAACCGUUAAGUUAACGCGGCUUUGAAAUUUAUACGUUAAGUUAAUACAUUAAUUAACGCGUUGUUUG
Messenger RNA from Daphnia pulicaria, 2230 nucleotides. Its product is annotated as glycoprotein-N-acetylgalactosamine 3-beta-galactosyltransferase 1-like. Gene Ontology annotation, molecular function: N-acetylgalactosaminide beta-1,3-galactosyltransferase activity. Gene Ontology annotation, cellular component: membrane. NCBI's taxonomy places the organism in Eukaryota, Metazoa, Arthropoda, Branchiopoda, Diplostraca, Daphniidae. The record is from RefSeq and is a predicted model, not a curated record. The coding region runs from base 859 to 1899 and encodes 346 amino acids. The transcript has 5 exons.